This is a messenger RNA of Paramecium sonneborni, 788 nucleotides long. NCBI's taxonomy places the organism in Eukaryota, Ciliophora, Oligohymenophorea, Peniculida, Parameciidae. The record is from the annotation of a GenBank genome assembly.
AUGUAACCCAAAGAAUAACCCUUAAAGAAGAGAAUCCCUUUUUUUUAAGAACCAAUAGAUGUUGAAUAGAAUUGGGUAGGAAUUUGGAUUCAUAAUAUAGAACAUUCAGAAGAAAAGGGAAAAUUAAUUUCGUUUAAGAGACAAAGGAAAAAUGAAUAGUGGAAUAUUAUUAAGUAAAAUGGUAAAUAGAAUUUAGACAAGAGGAUGCUAUAUAAAAGGAGAAAGAAGCAUAGAAGGAAUUUAAUGAUGAAAUAGAUAUUCAGGAUGGAUUUGGAGAUGAAGGAAAUGAUAGGAAGGUCGAAAUAUAAAUAUAAUAUAAUUUUAAUGUUAAAUAAGUAAACAGAAUAAAUAUUUUCCUAAUUGUAAGGGGCUUUUGCAUGGGUUGAAAAAAUGAGAAAGAAGAAGCCAAUGACUUCAGAUAUGUAAAUAAAGGAAUUGUUAUACUUUUUAAAUAUUGAUGCAACUAAUGAAGAGAUUGAGGCAUUGAAUGAAUUAGCUAAUCCAGAAGGAGAACAGGACAUUUAAUAUGAAAAAUUAUACAAAGUGUUUAUGAAUGAUUAACAAUAAGAGUAGAGGGAAGUUUUGGAGGCUUUUAGGUUGUUAUCAGGUUCGAAUAGGAUUGAAGUAGAUAAAUUAGAGAAUUGGCUCUACAUUUAUGAUAAAAAAUAUAGAAAUAAUGUAAGUUAAAUUAAAUAUUAAAGACUAAGCAAUUUAUAGCUUAAUUGAAGUAAUCACCGAGUUACAAAUAAGGAUAUUUGGAUUUUGAGAAAUAUGUGAAAGAGGGUUGA